AUGCGAACUGAGGCAGAUCCCAUGACUCUAGUAUAUCGGGACUGUCUCUUUGGCAAAGAAGUAUUCUACGCCAAGAAUGAUGGCAUUCGAUCAAAGGACCAUGUAUUAUCCCUGGUCGAAUCAGAGAAAAAGGCCUUGUGUCCCAUAGAUACUAAGCGCUGGAUAUUAUCAGACGGGAUUAGCUCUUUGCCGUAUGACCAUUUCCGCAUCAAGGUGUAUAAGAAUAUGGUCAAAGAUGGUAUCCCCCAUGAAGAGGCCGAAAAAAGAGCUAUAAGGGCUAAGCUCCCAGAGAAAUAUCAAAAUGAAAGCCAUAGAUCGAUAGUUCAAGGAAGUCUAAUAGUCCGAAAAACUCUGGCUAGCCUACGAAAUUCAUCCGCAGUAUUUGGUAUAUAG
Rhizophagus irregularis DAOM 181602=DAOM 197198 is the source of this 393-nucleotide messenger RNA. RefSeq lists its product as uncharacterized. The record is from RefSeq and is a predicted model, not a curated record. Lineage: Eukaryota; Fungi; Glomeromycota; Glomeromycetes; Glomerales; Glomeraceae.